UGUUUUCAGUAGUUCUGUUCACGAAUUAAAAUGUGAUUUGUAAGAUUUCAUUUAGAGUACUAAAGGUGAAUGAACCGACAGUCAGUAAACGUGUCAUCGAUAUGGCCGCUCGGACCCUACAGGAGCUUGUAUCCUCCGCCGCCUCUCUGCACCCUGACCGGGCAGCUGUGACGUACGACAGCGGGUCAGUGUCAGGGAACCCGGUGUCCCUGCGGUACAGAGAGCUGGAGGAACUAACCUCUGAGCUGUGUGAUGCUCUGCGGAGGAGCUGCUCUGAUAAUAACGGUGUGAUUGGGCUGUACUGUUGUGAUGAUCUGUUCAUACCUGUGUGGGUUCUAGGGAUCCUGCAGUCCUCUGCUGCCUUUGUCCCCCUGGACCCUGAGGCUCCAGGACUUCUCUCUGCCAGAGUCCUGAACCAGUGUGGGCUCAAGUACUGUGCUGUGAACACUGACAUGCUGCAGAGAUUUCAGGCAGCCCUCAUCAGUCACGUGUCCGUGGAGGUUUGUGUCGAGUUGUCUAAGUUCAAACUGACGGUGGUACGAAUCAAGAUGCUGCCAGUCUCUAUCAACACAAGAGGACCUGAACAGACUCGAUCUCUGACAGCAGAGGGCGCUGCUGCUGAGUUUAAAGAGUCAGGACGUGCAGACUUGGCGUAUGUGCUUCACACAUCUGGAACCACUGGAGUCCCAAAGACUGUGAGGGUGCCACACAGAUGUAUCCUCCCCAACAUACUUCACCUGAGAUCUUUGUUUCAGAUGAGCUCAGAUGACGUGGUCCUCCUCGCCUCCCCGUUAACCUUUGACCCCUCUGUGGUGGACAUGUUCCUGGCCUUGUCGUCGGGGGCUCAGCUCCUCAUCGUCCCCGCUGUGAUGAAGAAGAUGCCUCGUCGUCUGGCCCAGCUGCUGUUCACGCGUCACAAGACGACGGUCCUGCAGGUCACACCGACGCUCCUCGUCCGCUUCGGGCAGCGUAUCCUCCAGCAGGAGGUGCUGUCGUCGGGCUCCACGCUGCGGGUGCUCGCUCUCGGGGGAGAGGCCUGUCCGUCACCCGCUCUGCUGAGGAGCUGGAAGCACGAGGAGAACAAAACUCACAUCUACAACAUCUACGGCAUCACAGAGGUGUCCUGCUGGGCGUGUGUUUAUCAAAUACCAGAGUCUCUGCUGCACUCGAACAGCCUCGCGGCGUCCUCGGUGCCUCUCGGGACUCCUCUGAUGGACACGGUGGUGGAAGUCAGAGAUGAAAACGAGCGCCUUGUGACAGCAGGAGAAGGUCAGGUGUUCAUAGGCGGGGGGGACAGGGUGUGUCUCCUGGACGAUGAGGAGGAUGUUGUCCGCGGGACGAUGAGAGCGACAGGAGACUGGGUGAACGUCAGAGACAAACAGCUGUUUUACCUCGGACGGAGAGACCGGCUUGUUAAACGCCACGGGAAGCGGGUGAACCUGGACCACCUGCAGCAGCUCAUUCAGAGUCUCCCUCAGGUGGAGGCCUGCGCUGCGUGUCUCUACGAAGGCUCUCGACUGCUCGCCUUCGUCGUCUCGUCCACAUCUGGAGAGCAGAAACAUGUGGAACACAUACAUGGGGAACACCUCCUGCUCCCUGCUGCAGAGGAGACGGGCGGUGCAGACGGAGACCUGAGCAUCGUGAUCCUGGAGCAGCUGUCUCUGCUGCUGCCGUCACACAGUGUCCCCGACACGCUGCUCCUGGUCCCGGCUCUCAGUCUGACUGCUCACGGCAAAGUGGACAUGAAGGCUCUCAUGAAGAUAUACCAAAGACAGAGACGAUGUUCAGACUCUGCGCGAGGAGAUUCAAACAAACUGAAGCAAACUCUUCAGGCUCUGUGGAACGAAACUCUCGGCCUUCCUGAAGAUGCAACGAUCGAUGAGGAGUCGAACUUCCUGCUGAGUGGAGGAGACUCUCUGAAGGCUCUGCGUCUCCAUGAGGACGUCCUCGCCGCCGCAGGAUCAACCUCGCCAGAGCUGCUGGAGGUCGUGCUCGACGGGACUUUUUCUGACGUCCUGCGCCACAUCGAGAGGAUAACGCUGACGCAGCCGCUUGAGAACAAGACGCCGGCGACGUCCGAGGUGAAGAAACGACACGCUGAAGCUCCCUCUGCGACGCCGGCAAAGAGAGAACACACAGAGCGGCUGCAGGAGGAGAAAAGAGCGUUUAGAGUUCUAAAGAGAGCAGGAGAGGUGAUGGAGAUCAGAGACACAGAGACACAUAUCAACUCUGAGGCAGAGAAGGAUGGAGCGCUGACCCUCAGUGUGAGCUGGUCCUCAGACACAGGCCGAUGUGUGGACGCCUCUCCGCUGCUUCUAGCAGAAAACACAACGACAGUGUUCAUCGGCUCCCACUCUCACAGGAUCCAAGCGUUAGACCUGACCACGGGGAGCCUCCUGUGGGAGCGAGUCCUCGGGGGGAGAAUGGAAGCCUCGGCUGCGGUGUCUCACUGCGGUAGCCUCGUGGUUAUUGGUUGCUAUGACGGCUGUGUGUAUUUCCUGUGUGCUGCUUCUGGAGACACUCGGUGGAUAUUUGAGACGGGGGACGCUGUGAAGAGCUGUCCUGCUGUGGACCCCCUCACAGGUCUGGUGAUGGUGGGCUCACAUGAUGGACACGUUUACGCCUUAGAUCCAAAGGAGGAGCAGUGUGUGUGGAGGCGUCACUGUGGAGGAGGAGCUGUGUUCUCCUCCCCGCUCCUCCUCUCGUCUCUCAGACAGAUGUUUGUGGCAUCGCUGGGAGGCCACCUGCUCUGUCUCAACCCUGACAGCGGGGAGGAGCUGUGGUCGAUCUGCAGAGACGUCCCGUUCUUCUCGUCACCUAACGCCUCCUCCGGUCACGUCAUCAUCGGCUCGGUGGACGGAAACAUCUGCUGCUUCGGCGCUGAGGGGAAACUGGUUUGGCAGUUUAAGACAGAAGGACCCGUCUUCUCGUCUCCGUGUGUCACUCAGGACCGGCAGAGCGUCCUGUGCGGGUCACACGACGGUCACCUGUACUGUUUGAACUGCGCUGACGGCUCUCUGGUUUGGACUUUCCAGACCACUGGGAAGGUGUACUCCAGUCCGUGUGUGUUCGACGGCUCUGCGGUGGGCCGGAGGGGGCCGCUGGUGGCUCUGGCCUCCACAGACGGCGCAGUGUGGAUCCUGGAUGUACGAGACGGACGGAUGCUGACCACGCUCACUCUACCAGGGGAGCUGUUCUCAUCCCCCGUGGUGUGUGGGCGCUCUCUUGUUAUCGGGUGCCGCAAUGACCUUGUGUAUUGUUUACAGCUGACAGUGAAAGAAGAAACACAAACGGAGGAGCUGGUUUCAUAAUGAACACAGAUUUCUUUUAUGUCGGAGGAGAGAGGGAGCUGUGGGAAAUAGAUAAAGUAAUUAAAGCUCAGGAUAAUAAGGAGUCUGCAGCCUCUCUGUUCAGACAUCAGUAUUUAAUUUACAUUAUUCAGAACAUUUUAUUUCUCUUUAAGAAUCUUCUCAUGAAUAUCUCUAAGUGGGACAAAAAAGUGCAAAUAAUACCAAACAUUUUCCUUGUUACAUGUAACACUGCGCACACUACACUAUUGUGCACGACCGACGUUAGAAACAGAACGACAGAGUGACUCUUUCUGACCUCAGUACACCUCAUACAUACGUACAGAUCAUUUAGUGAGAGAGAACGCUGCAGGAUUUGUUUUUUUUUUCUUUCAGGAAAUGUUUGUAAGAUGGUAUCACACCGACCAGGAAGUGAUGGCCUACAAACACAAGAGUGUUACAGGAGGACAAACAUCUUAUGUUACAGCAAGCAGGUGUCUGUCUCCCUUAGCGACAAAAAGAAUCCUAAUCAUGUCAAGUUCAGAAGAGCACUCCUCAUGUCUCACUUUGUACAUCCUCGUCUCAGAGUGUGAUCACAAACGCAGUGUUUUUAGAUACAAUUCAAAUAAAGCUUUUUAUUGGUUUAUGCA
This is a messenger RNA of Labrus mixtus (cuckoo wrasse), 3937 nucleotides long. RefSeq names its product aminoadipate-semialdehyde dehydrogenase (gene aasdh). Gene Ontology annotation, molecular function: protein binding. The record is from RefSeq and is a predicted model, not a curated record. Gene Ontology annotation, biological process: amino acid activation for nonribosomal peptide biosynthetic process. The coding region runs from base 102 to 3311 and encodes 1069 amino acids. NCBI's taxonomy places the organism in Eukaryota, Metazoa, Chordata, Actinopteri, Labriformes, Labridae. The transcript is spliced from 14 exons.